AUGCUCUACACGUCGGGCACGACGAACCGGCCCAAGGGUGUCGUAUUGACCAUACCAACCAUGACCGCACAAGCCCGCUCUCUGAUCGAAGCGUGGAAAUACACGCCUUCAGACCUGCUGUUGCACGUUCUCCCCCUGCACCACAUCCACGGCACGAUCAACGCGCUGUUCACGCCUCUCAUGGCCGGAGCGGCCGUCGAGUUCGCAUACCCCUUCAACGCGGAUACCGUUUGGAAGCGUCUAGCGCUGCCGUUCCUCCCACACUCCCCACCAACGAAGAGGCCCAUCACAUUCCUCACCGUUGUGCCAACGAUAUAUAAUAGAUUGCUUGCAAGCCAUUCGACGUUGUCCUCAGAAAUGCAAGAAGCCACACGUACGGCCAUCACUCCGCAAUACAUGAGGCUGAAUAUCUCGGGGUCCGCGGCGCUGCCGACGCCGACGAAGCAGGCGUGGACGGAGCUCAGUUCGGGGAAUGUCCUACUUGAGCGGUACGGUAUGACGGAAGUCGGCAUGGCGCUGUCAUGCGGUUUGGCGUUUGAGGACCGCGUGGAUGGAAGCGUCGGCUGGCCAUUGCCUAGUGUCGAGGUCAGACUUGUGGAUACCGAGACCGGCGAGGUGGUUCCUCCUAAUGAAGAAGUGGGCAAAGACGGCAAGUUGCGCGAGGGAGAAAUCCAGCUUCGUGGACCGACGAUAUUUAAGGAGUAUUUCCGCAACCCGAAGGCUACGGCCGAGGAAUUUGUCGAAAGCGACGACAAUGGCGGGAAGUGGUUCAAGACUGGCGACGUGGCUGUCCGGCAGAGUGUUCCGGGGACAGGCCAAAGUGAGCAAGAGUCGGCGAAAGGACCAAUGUAUUUCAUACGCGGCCGGAAGAGCGUCGACAUCAUCAAGACGGGCGGCGAGAAGGUGUCCGCUCUGGAGAUCGAGCGCGAAUUACUCUCACUGCCCGAGAUCUCGGAAGCGGCUGUCGUCGGUCUCCCGUCGGAGCAGUGGGGCCAGAAAGUCGCAGCGGUGGUGGUUCUGGCUCCUGCUGGACUGACGGGUGGCAGAGGCGGGAAGCAGUGGGGAGUCAUGGACAUGAGGAGGGCACUGAAGGACAAAUUGGCCAACUACAAGAUCCCGCAGGAGUUGAAGGUUGUGGAGUCGAUACCACGGAAUGCGAUGGGGAAAAUCAACAAGAAGACGUUGAUCAAGGAUGUGUUUGGGCAGAAACCCCUAUAA
Exophiala xenobiotica is the source of this 1218-nucleotide messenger RNA. RefSeq lists its product as uncharacterized. Gene Ontology annotation, molecular function: medium-chain fatty acid-CoA ligase activity. The coding region runs from base 1 to 1218 and encodes 405 amino acids. The record is from RefSeq and is a predicted model, not a curated record. The transcript has a single exon. Gene Ontology annotation, biological process: fatty acid metabolic process. NCBI's taxonomy places the organism in Eukaryota, Fungi, Ascomycota, Eurotiomycetes, Chaetothyriales, Herpotrichiellaceae.